Molecule: messenger RNA, 1331 nt
Organism: Ctenopharyngodon idella (grass carp)
Lineage: Eukaryota; Metazoa; Chordata; Actinopteri; Cypriniformes; Xenocyprididae
Gene: jmjd7
Product: jumonji domain containing 7
Exons: 8
Coding region: 218-1153 (311 amino acids)
Molecular function (GO): 2-oxoglutarate-dependent dioxygenase activity
Source: RefSeq, a predicted model, not a curated record
AGCGGAAGACGAAUGUUAUAACAACUGUUAAACAUGUGAGGUGUGCACGAGCUGUCACAAAUCAUUUCAAACCAUUAAUAGUUCAAUGUGUAGUUUUUCGUAUAUAGGUACUUUGGCAUGCAUGGAAGAAAAGUAUAUUAUGAGUAUUUUAAGUUGACGGAGGCUUGAAAAAUCAACAAUUAAUAUAUUGGUUCCAUGGAAACAUGUGGAUAGGGUUAUGGAUGCAGUUAAAGAAUGCUUGAGGGAUUUUCCUAAAGAAGCUCGGGAGCUUUAUCUUAACGAUGCAGUGCCAUACCUGGAUGGGCCCCUUUCUCCACUUCAGUUUUAUUGUGACUGGAUUGGCCCCAACAAGCCCUGCAUCAUUCGCAAUGCCUUCAGUGAUUGGCCAGCUUUGUCUAAAUGGAACCCCACAUAUCUCAGAGAGAAAGUGGGCUCCAAAGUCAUCAGUGUGGCCGUCACUCCAAACGGAUAUGCAGAUGCUGUAAACGGGAAUCGCUUUGUGAUGCCAGAGGAGCGUCAGAUGUCCUUCACCUCUCUGCUGGAUAUCGUAGAGGGGAAGGUGAAGAGCAGUGGUGUGUUUUACGUUCAGAAGCAAUGCUCAAAUCUGACUGAGGAGUUACCGGAGCUGACGGGAGAUGUAAAGACUCACAUUCCCUGGAUGAGUGAAGCUCUUGGAAAAAAGCCUGAUGCUGUAAAUUUCUGGCUUGGGGAGGAAAGUGCUGUCACAUCAAUGCAUAAAGAUCAUUAUGAGAAUCUAUACUGUGUGAUCUCUGGGCAGAAAGAGUUUAUUUUACUUCCUCCGACUGAUAGACCUUUCAUACCGUAUGAGCUCUACCAGUCAGCAACAUACAGAGAGAAAGAAGAUAGCACCUUUGAAAUAGUAGAUGAGGAAGAUUCAGUCAAAGUGCCCUGGAUCCCUCUAGACCCCUUGAACCCAGAUUAUGAGCGAUAUCCCUCCUACAGGCUGGCUAAACCUCUGCACUGCACUGUGAAAGCUGGGGAAAUGCUGUACCUGCCCUCCCUGUGGUUCCACCAUGUGCGACAGUCUCAUGGCUGCAUAGCGGUGAAUUUCUGGUAUGACAUGGAAUAUGAUAUAAAGUACAAUUACUUCCAACUGGUGGAAUCCCUGACAAAUGCUGUGGGAUCACUAUGAGACUGUUAUCACAUAAUAUGGCCUGUUCAAAGGUGAAGAUUUGGUUAGUAUAUAUUCGAAUAUCAACAGCUGGUGGCUUUACAUGUGAAGAUUCAGAGACUUCAUGAGAUGUGCAGGUAUAUUUUUAAGUGAUAUGAAUAAAUAUUGCAAUAAACAAUGCUAUUUCCCAUGUAAUAAA